AAUCACUUAUUUAUCUCAAUUCUCAACGUUAUCAUAUUGUCUAUAUAAGUAAAAAAUAUCAUCCAAGGUGAGAUAAGAGUAGGGGGUGGGUGUAGGGGGGCGGGGGGGUUAAGAACCAAAGUGAAACAAUCCCCUGCUUCAAGGACCACUUUGAUCACUUCUUCAAAAAAAUCUCCUCAUCAACUUCCUUCCCUCUCAUCUUCAACACACACAAAAAAAAAAUCCAUAAACACUUUGCUCUUCACCCCCCACCCCCACCCCACCCCUCUUCCUCUCAAAACUAUAAUAGAGUACCUUUUUCUUUACUAACACAAUGUCAAUUCUAACCAUGUCACUACCAAAACCCAAUCUUUUCUCCAAUCUCCCCACCACUCCACCCCCUACCCCCACCCCCCACGCCACCCCACCACCCAUCCCCAUCCCCAAAUACCCCAAAAAGAACCACCCCAUUUCCUCCAAACCCCCCCAAAAACCCGGCUCACCAAUCAAGAUUCAUCACAACAACUCCAAAUACCAUAAACCGGUACAGCCGGGUCAAGUCAUCACUUCCAACGGCGACCGUUCAGUCAUCGUUAACGAUAACGGAGUUUCAUAUCGACUCCCCGGUGCUCCAUUUGACUUCCAGUUCAGUUACUCCGAAACUCCGAAAGCUAAACCGGUUGCAAUUCGUGAACCGGCUUUUUUACCAUUUGCACCACCUACUAUGCCUAGACCGUGGACCGGUAAAGCACCAAUGAAGAAAUCGAAGAGGAAUAUUAAGCUCUUCGAGCCGUUGAAUUCUGAAUCAGAAAGUGGCGGUGGUGGUAAGCAUUAUGAAAUGCUGAAGGCGUAUCAGUUCGGGGUGUAUGAAGGAAGGAAGAAGGAGAAGGUUUUGGGUGCUCCGUUGACGAAGGAGGAAAUAAGGGAGCUUUUGAAACAUUGUAUAGCUAGUAAUCGACAGGUUAAUAUUGGUCGGGAUGGAUUGGUACAUAACAUGUUAGAGUUAAUACAUACCCACUGGAGAAGGAAUGCUGUUUGUAAAGUUCGAUGCUUAGGUGUUCCCACUGUUGAUAUGAACAACCUAUGCCAAUGCCUCGAGGAGAAGACGGGCGGAAAGAUCAUUCAUAGAGUGGGUGGUGUAGUUUAUCUCUUUCGCGGAAGGAACUACAAUCAGCAUACACGUCCAAAGUACCCGCUGAUGUUAUGGAAACCAGCUACACCAGUUUACCCAAAGCUUAUACAGGAAGCUCCAGAAGGACUGACCAAAGAAGAGGCUGAUGAAUUACGAAUCAAGGGAAAGAAGCUACCCCCUAUCUGUAAAUUGGCGAAAAACGGAGUCUACCUUACACUAGUGAGAGACGUGAGAAGUGCAUUUGAAGCUUGUCCACUGGUGAAGAUUGAUUGCCGGGGGAUGCAUGCAAGUGAUUAUAAGAAGCUAGGAGCUAAGUUAAAGGAGUUGGUGCCGUGUGUGCUGUUGUCAUUUGAUGAUGAACAGAUAUUGAUGUGGAGAGGAAAAGACUGGAAACCUAUGUACGGAAAUGCCCCUCCGGUUGAGUCCUCCAGGAUUGGGGGUGUCACAAAUGAAAUCAAUUCUUCAGAACGUUCAGGCACUGCCAAAGAUUAUUCCAAAGCUGACACCAAAACACGGAGCUCAAGCCCUAAAAUGAUGUCCCUGUGGAAGAAUGCAAUCGAUUCAGGCAAGGCAUUAUUGCUAGACGACAUUGAUCUAAAACCUGACGAUCUCUUGAACAAGGUAGAGGAAUUCGACAGCAUUUCCCAGGCCAUAGAGCACACAUAUCCCGCCCUGGUUUUGCCCAGUAAACAUGUCCCCGAACAGUCAAAACUGACAUGGAAAGGCAGCUCCGAUAAUGACUAUGACAGCGAUAGCGACGAUGAGAUGAGUGAUGACGAUUAUCAUGAAGAUAAAUAUUACAUUAACAACUCAUUUGAAGCAUUAGAGUCAUCAGUUCCUAAAGGAUUAUUACCUGUUGACUUAAUAAUACAGGAGUUCAGUGAUGAUGAGUAACGUUGUGUAUAAUACACUCUUGUGGUGGGGCCCUUCCUUGGAUCCUACGCAUAACAGGAGCUUUAGCGCACCGAACUGCCUUUUUUAGUGAUGAUGAGUAAAUAAGUUGGAAAGAAAAUGCAUUAGGAAACAAUGUACCCAAUAUAGAAAGUCUUGUUUUUUAUUUUUCAUGUUUAUUUAAUACUUUUGUCUGUACAUUUGUAGCAUGUAUAAUGUAUGAAAUUACUAAGUUGAAAAUAGUAAAAUUGCAUUCAUGUAAAA
Capsicum annuum is the source of this 2266-nucleotide messenger RNA. Its product is annotated as CRS2-associated factor 2, chloroplastic. NCBI's taxonomy places the organism in Eukaryota, Viridiplantae, Streptophyta, Magnoliopsida, Solanales, Solanaceae. Gene Ontology annotation, biological process: Group II intron splicing. Gene Ontology annotation, molecular function: RNA binding. The record is from RefSeq and is a predicted model, not a curated record. Bases 314 to 2005 code for a protein of 563 amino acids. The transcript has 6 exons.